This is a messenger RNA of Aspergillus thermomutatus, 1815 nucleotides long. RefSeq names its product MFS transporter. Gene Ontology annotation, molecular function: transmembrane transporter activity. Bases 1 to 1815 code for a protein of 604 amino acids. The transcript is spliced from 2 exons. Lineage: Eukaryota; Fungi; Ascomycota; Eurotiomycetes; Eurotiales; Aspergillaceae. The record is from RefSeq and is a predicted model, not a curated record. Gene Ontology annotation, biological process: transmembrane transport.
AUGAGCGCCAACAGGCAGUCAGCUUCGGCUGAUACUAUCGAGCCUGUUCAACCCACUCGGAUAUCGCACUGGCGUCUUCUCUUCGACCAAGGUGCGCUCACCCAAGAGAUCAUUGAUUAUCGCUUCGCCGGUUCAGGCACAGAAGACGACCCAUACCUAGUCACAUGGAUUCUCGAUGAUCCCCGAAACCCUCUGGAAUUUUCCAUGUCGAAGAAAUGGACCUACACGAUGGUUAUGGCGUGGGCGACAUUGGCCGUGUCGCUGGUCUCGUCGGCGUACACUGGCGGCAUGGAACAGAUCAUGCAACAGUUUCACGUCGGCACUGAAGUAGCAACUCUGGGUGUGUCCACAUUCGUGCUGGGGUUCGCGAUCGGUCCCCUGGUUUUUGCGCCCAUGAGUGAGCUUUGGGGAAGACAGUAUCUCUUUCUGGUCAGCUACUGCGGACUGACCAUUUUCAACGCCGCGUCCGCGGGCUCGCCAAACAUUCAAGCGCUCAUUAUCUUCCGAUUCCUCGCCGGAGCUUUUGGGUCGUCCCCUUUGACUAACGCAGGCGGCGUCAUUGCGGACCUUUUCCCGGCGAGCCAUCGUGGUCUGGCAAUGAGUUUGUUUGCGUCGGCUCCGUUCCUCGGUCCCGUCCUGGGGCCCGUCAUUGGUGGCUUCUUGGGCAUGACGGAGGGAUGGAAGUGGGUGAUGGGGUUCUUGGCCAUCUUUUCUGGUGCGCUCUGGAUCAUCGCGGGUCUCAUCGUCCCAGAAACAUAUGCGCCCGUUCUUCUUCGUCAGCGAGCCGUCAAGCUUUCCAAGCUCACUGGCAAAGUCUACAAGAGCAGGAUUGAAGCAGAACAAGGAAAGAAAACACUUGGCGACUCCUUGAAGAUAUCGCUGUCCCGCCCAUGGAUUUUGCUCUUCCGAGAACCCAUUGUUCUUUUGCUGUCAAUCUUCAUGGCAAUCGUGUAUGGAACCCUGUUUAUGAUGUUUGGCGCGUUCCCCAUCGUGUAUGCCGGCCAGCGAGGCUGGAACCAAGGCGUGUCAGGGUUGGCUUUCCUGGGGAUCAUGAUCGGCAUGAUAUGUGCUGUGGCCUACAGCAUCUUCGAUAACAAGCGGUAUAUCAGAGCCCAGGAGGCACAUAAUGGGUUCGCGCCUCCUGAGGCGCGCUUGCCUCCCUGCCUGGUCGCUUCGGUGGCCAUUCCCAUCGGCCUCUUCUGGUUUGCCUGGACAAACUACCCUUCGAUCCACUAUCUCGCCAGUAUUUCCGCUGGUGUGCCGUUUGGGUUUGGCAUGGUUCUUGUCUUCCUCAGCCUCAUGAACUACAUGAUCGAUGCGUACACCAUCUUCGCCGCCUCUGUGCUCGCUGCUAGCGCCGUCCUGCGCUCGAUUUUCGGCGCCGCCUUUCCCUUGUUCGUGCAGUAUAUGUAUAGCUCGUUAGGUAUUCAUUGGGCCUCGUCCAUACCUGCCUUCUUGGCACUUGCUUGUGUCCCCUUUCCGUUCCUCUUCUACAAGUACGGGUCUGUCAUUCGAAGAAGAUGCAAGUUCGCCGCAGAGUCGGACGAAUUCAUGCGGAAGUUGAUGGAACGAACCGUCAAAGAACCACAGGAAGAGGAGAAGGAAAGAAGCCAGGCAGCCUCGGAGCCCACCUCUGCGGAUUCAGAGGUAGACAGGAUUUCCUUGGACCCUGCUAAGCUCAGUCGCCGACAAUCAAUCAUCUCAAACAAGUCUGCCAAAUCGCAUCGGUCUCAGAUAGUGACCUCGCAGGACGUCUACGAUGCGAAUCCGUAUGAUAUUGACCGUGUCAACACGCGCGACUCGUUCAAGAGUUGA